Molecule: messenger RNA, 7839 nt
Organism: Carassius gibelio (silver crucian carp)
Lineage: Eukaryota; Metazoa; Chordata; Actinopteri; Cypriniformes; Cyprinidae
Product: ral GTPase-activating protein subunit alpha-2
Exons: 41
Coding region: 135-6125 (1996 amino acids)
Biological process (GO): regulation of small GTPase mediated signal transduction; positive regulation of GTPase activity
Cellular component (GO): cytoplasm; nucleus
Molecular function (GO): GTPase activator activity
Source: RefSeq, a predicted model, not a curated record
AUCUGGCGCCCCGCUGUCCGUCCGUCGGUCGGUCAGGCAGCUGCUGUUCUUCACACAUACACACAAGAGACACACGGGUCUGAAUGGUGAAAGGAAGGUAAGAGAGCGGCUACAGAAUCGCCUUUUACAGCGGAAUGUUCACUCGAAGGGGUUAUGGAGACGUCAAGAAAUCUACACAGAAAGUUCUGGACUCAAAGAAGGAUGUUUUCACGCGUCUGAAGCAUCUUCGCGCGCUGUUAGAUAUUACUGACAGGAAUGAACUGAAGGCAUUUUUUGAAACCAACUGCUCACAGAUUUAUUUUAUCUUCUAUGAAAAUUUCAUUACACUGGAAAGUAACUUAAAGCAAAAAGGGAACAAAUCUCAACGGGAGGAGCUGGACUCCAUCCUCUUUAUUUUUGAAAAAAUUCUGCAACUUCUACCUGAGAAAAUCAACAGUCGAUGGCAGUUUCACAGUAUAGGUUCUAUACUCAAAAAACUUUUGCACACUGGAAACUCUUUCAAGAUCCGCUGUGAGGGAAUGCGUCUGUUCCUGCUCUGGCUGCAGGCUCUGCAGAGUAACUGUGCCGAAGAGCAGCUCCUCAUCUUCGCCUGUCUGAUCCCAGGAUUCCCUGCUGUACCCUCAUCCAGAGGACCCUGCACACUGGACACCAUCAUAUACAACCCCUUUUCCAACCCGCCCGACGCCAAGAUUGUGCCGGAGGAGAUCAGCCCGCUGGUGCCUGCGGUUCCCGGAGAGAAGGUGGCAGAAGACCACACCUGCUCUGUCCUCCAGAUUGUGCUCAAAGUCAUGGUUCUCCAGGCAUCCAGCUUGGACUGGAAAAACAAAGAGAGCCAGGACACAGGCUUCAGAUUUCUCUUUUCCCUGUUCAAGAAGUACUACCUGCCUCACCUCUUCCCCACUUUCACAAAACAAACCAACCUGUACAAGCCACAAUUAGAUCUUCCCAUUCACAGACCAAAGCCCCUGUACGUCCCUGUGACUCGUAACAGUGAGAGCACAUACUGCACUAGGGAUCAGUAUCUGGCUCCUCGCGUGGCCUUCAUCACGUGGCUCGUUAACUUCUUCCUGGAGAAGAAGUAUGUGAACUUGGCCACGAGCAGCUCUAAGAACGGAGGAGAGGUGCUUCCUAAGAUCAUCCAGACUGUGACUGCGGGCGGGGUCAGUCUGGAGAAGAGCUCGGACUCGGAGCCCAACGGUCCUGUGGAACAGGAGAAGAGCCACUCGAACAGCAGCACGCUGUCGGACCGCAGGGGCAGUAACUCCAGUCUGUGUAGCAUCGAGGAGGAGCAUCGCCCCGUCUACGACAUGGUGCAGUCCAUCCUGCUCUCCACACGAGACAACGUCAAUUUCGUCAACGAGGUCUUCCAUCAGGCUUUCCUUCUGCCGGCCUGUGAAGCUUCAGCCACUCGCAAGGUGAUCAAAGUAUAUAGGAAGUGGAUUCUGCAGGAAAAGCCUAAUUUCAUGGCUGAGCCUGAGACAACGAGCCAGGAGGAAGAUGUAGAGGAAGAGCACCUCGUCUCUGAGACAGACACUGCGCACGUGCAGGUCUUGGAGACUCAUGGACACAAACGCUCGUCCAGCUGGGGGCGCACUUACUCCUUCAGCAGUGCCAUCAGCAGAGGCUGUCUGACAGAAGAACAGAACCAGAACGUGAAGGCUGGCGUCCAGCCCACCCUCCAGGUGUUCCUGACAAACUCUGCCAACGUGUUCCUGUUGGAGCCGUGUCAGGAUGUGCCCAAGCUGCUGGAGAACCAGCUGGAGGUGUGCAGAGCUGUGCUCAGCGUCUACCGUCACAUUAUCAUGGAGCAGAACAUGAACCGCCCCACCUGGGAGCAGUUGCUGCAGGUGUUACUGAGGAUCACAGAAGCAGUGAUGAAGAGGCCACAGGAGAACCAAAGGAAAGACACGUUCGCCCACAGCCUGGCCAGCAUCCUCUUCAAAACGAUCUUCGUGGCGUGGGUGCGGGCCAACCUGACCGUGUUCAUCUCUCGUGAGCUGUGGGACGAUCUGCUGGCUGUGCUGUCCUCUCUCAGCCACUGGGAGGAGCUGGUGUUCGAGUGGGCCAGCAUCAUGGACUCUCUCACUGCAGUACUGGCCCGUCACGUCUACGGCCUGGACCUCCACAACCUACCGCUCGACAAACUCUCAGAACAGAAGGAGAAGAAGCAGCGGGGCAGGGGAGUGUCGCAGGACUCCCAGAAGUCCACCGAUGCAGCGCGGCCGUUCUCCUUGAGCUGGAGGAGCUCUGGAGAUCAGGUGGGCGCUCAGGAGCCCAUGAGGUUUCGCAGUGCCACCACCACUGGAGCUCCUGCUGUGGAGAAAGCUCGCAACAAUGUCAGGCAGAAAGCUUCAGCUAAGCGAAGUCAGUCUAUCAGCAACUGUGUGCAUCUCUGUGAGGCUUUGCCGGCCACUAAGAGUGUGCCCAUGCUGCUCCACACUGUCAGCUAUUUCUUACCUGGUAUCUCUCACAGACUCUCAGACGUGGAGGAGUGUCAGCUGUCUGAAUGUGAGAUGGGGGAUGGAGACAGUCCUCUGCCCCGCAGCAGCAGCACCUCUGACAUCACACAGCAGAUCACCGACACCUUCCCAGGUCAGAAGAGAGAGGAGUCUGUGUCUGAGAGCAGCUCUGCAGGGAAGAGAGAGAGCGACGCUCCCACGAUUGUGAUCCGGCGGAGCAGCAGUCCAGCAGAUCUGGACUCUCCUGCAGACGGAGCCCCAGCGUUUCUGAAGAUUAAACUACGGGAGAAAAGUGAGAGUGUGAGCAGUGAGACGUCUAAUGGCUUUCUGAACGAUGCUGACGUGGGUCUGCUGGCGUGGCACGCGGUCGAGGAGGAGCCGGACUCUCCCUCCACACAUGACACGAGCAUGAGCAUGAGCAUGAGUGUGACUGUGGACACGGUGAGCCAGAGGAGCCUCCUGCUCAGCCACACUGAAGCACUGGCAGGGUCUGAUUGUCCCCCAGUGUCUCCGGCUCUCCUCCUGCCUCAUGGCUGCUGUGAGGGCCCUCAGCUCCUGGAGGAUGCCAUGAAUGUGUCUCACCGUCUGGACAGCAGUGAGUUUCUGGCCGAUGACGUCAGCAUCAUCGCCGGCGGCAGCUUGACCGGUUGGCACGCUGACUCUGCCUUCGUCCUCUGGAGGAGGAUCCUGGGGAUCCUGGGGGAUGUGAACAGCAUCCGCUGUGCCCGCAUCCACGCCAAGGUCUUCAGUUACCUCUACGAGCUCUGGCACAAGCUGGCCAAGAUCAGAGAUAAUCUCGGGAUCAGAGUGGAUGCAGACACAGCCGUGGCCGGACCCCUGUUCAUCCCUCCUCUGCGCAUGCUGGCCUCCUGGCUCUUCAAGGCUACCAUGCUGCCGUCAGAGUUCAAGGCUGGGAAGCUCCAGGCGUAUAAGCUGAUCUGUGAGAUGAUGACCAAACAUCAGGACGUGCUGCCCAACAGUGACUUCCUGGUGCACCUCUACCACGUCAUGCACAAAGGCUUCACCAGCGACGAUCAGGAUGUGUUGAACACGAUGAUUAGGUGGUGCUCACCACGCUUCUUCUUCCUGGGCCUGCCGGGCUUCACCAUGCUGGUGGGAGACUUCAUCACCGCGGCUGCUCGUGUCCUCAACACUGACUCCUUUGAGGCUCCACGGGUCGAGGCUCAGACAGUUCUUGGUUCGCUGGUGUGCUUCCCUAACCUCUAUCAACAGAUCCCCUCUUUGCAGUCUGUUCCUGGAUCUGAGGAUAUUGUAGUUGGCAAAGAGGAUAUGAAGGACUACCUUGUGAACAUUCUUUUGAAGACAGCACGCAAUGAGACAUGUGAAGGAGCCAGGUGUGUAGCGAUCUGCAGUCUGGGGCUGUGGGUGUGUGAGGAGCUCAGGCAGACCGAAACUCACCAUCAGGUCAAAGAUGCCAUUAACGUCCUGGGUGUCACACUGAAGUUUGGAAAUAAGGUGGUGGCCAAAGUGGCCUGUGACAUCUUUCAGCUACUGAUUUCUCACUGGCAGCACUUACAGAGACUGGAUCCGUCCCUUCCCCAAAGAAUUAUAGAGAUAUUUGUAGCAACCAUAGCGUUUCUUCUGCCCAGUGCUGAACACUCAACAGUUGAGGCAGAUAAAAAGUUAAUGGUGUCUCUACUGCUGUGCCUGCUGGACUGGUGCAUGGCCGUACCCCUCUCCAUCCUGCUGGAGCCCAUCACUAUGCCAGUGCUGGACGACCCCGCCUCGCAAAAAGCCCCUCUACUCGACUACAUUUAUAGGGUGCUGCACACUUGUGUAUCAGGGUCAAACCUGCACACUCAACAGAGCCACUACCUCCUCAGCCUUGCUGAUCUGUCGACAGACUAUGAACCCUUCCUUACUUUAGGCAAUGUCAAGAGCUUUGAGCCACCACCCGUCCACAAUGUUAUGGGAGACUUCGGAAAUCUUCUCACUGUGGCAGAAGAAAAGAAAAGGAGAAGUCUAGAGCUGAUUCCUCUGACUGCUCGGAUGGUAAUGACACACCUGGUCAAUCAUUUGGGCCACCAUCCUCUCAGCGGUGGCCCCGCUCUCUUAAACAGCCUGGUCAGUGAGAACCACGACAACCCCUACGUAGAGUCCUCCGAGCUCUCCUCUGAAGUCUUCAAAAGCCCCAAUCUGCAGCUCUUCGUCUUCAGUGACAGCACACUGGUCUCAUACCUGCAGAUCCCCUCUGACAGCUCCAGCACGACGGGGGCCAACCCGAGGGAUCAUUCCUCCGAGGUCCGUGUCAUCGUCAGGGACAUCUCAGGAAAGUACUCGUGGGACGGUGGUAUUCUGUUUCACACUUUGGACGGAACUGGCUUGAGUUUGGGUGGCAGCAGAGAUUGCUCUGAAAAGCAGGACUCCGUGUGCUCCAGUAAAUGCUCCUCUGAGCUGGAAGUGGAAGAUGGCGUGGAUGUGUUGGACCAGCUACUGGAAGACCUUGGCCACAGCAGCCCAGAGUGCCUGACGCAGCCCCAGCUGAAGCUCACCCAGCCGCCCUCUCCACCCAUCGGCAUGAACCCUGAGAUGGAAGGGCUCAUCAUGGAUGCCAUCCACAGACAGGCCAAACAAGAGGAUGAGGAACUGGCCCGGCGACAGACUGAAGACCCCAGCAUCAGAGCAGAGAGACAGAGAGAGCCCACACACCACGAGCCCAAAUCUGCUUUUUACCUCUGCAGACUUCUCCUCAAUGACCUCGGCAUGAACUCAUGGGAUCGCAGAAAAAGCUUUCAUCUUCUCAAGAAGAACUCUAAGCUCUUGAGAGAGCUGAAGAAUUUAGACUCAAGGCAGUGUCGAGAGACGCACAAGAUUGCUGUGUUCUACAUUGGAGAAGGCCAAGAGGACAAAUACUCCAUUCUGUCCAACACAGAGGGCAGUCAGGCUUAUGAGGACUUUGUCUCUGGGCUGGGAUGGGAGGUGAAUUUGGCCACUCACUGUGGGUUUAUGGGUGGUUUGCAGAGAAAUGGCAGCACAGGUAGCACAGCACCAUAUUACGCUACCUCCAACGUGGAGGUCAUCUUCCAUGUGUCGACUCGCAUGCCUUCUGACUCAGACGACUCCAUCACCAAAAAGCUUCGUCACUUGGGAAACGAUGAAGUGCACAUCGUGUGGUCGGAGCACACGCGGGAUUACAGGCGAGGAAUCAUUCCCACCGACUUCGGAGAUGUCCUCAUCAUCAUCUACCCCAUGAAAAACCACAUGUUCUUUGUUCAGAUCAUGAAAAAACCUCAGGUUCCAUUCUUUGGGCCUCUGUUCGACGGGGCAAUAGUGACUGGGACGCUGUUGCCAAGUCUGGUGCGGGCCACAUGCAUCAAUGCCAGCAGGGCUGUGAAGUCUCGACUGCCACUAUACCAGAGUUUUUAUGAGGAGAGGGCUCUCUACCUGGAGGCCAUCAUUCAGAACCACAAGGAGAACAUGACCUUUGAAGACUUCACUGCCCAGGUUUUCUCACCUUCCCCCAGCUACUGGCCAACGGGAGGUGCAGGUUCCCUCAGCUGCAGCACGAGCGCUGACCUCAGUGUUACUGUGAUGACCAACGACUCCGGCGACCAGGUCUCGCCCACCAUACCCCGCGCCUCUAAGAACCGUGUUUCGGGAAAGCUCCGCCGCUCGGCCAGCGCCAUCAGCAAGUCCUCCAACUGAAGGCUUCCUCUGGCUCCAGACUGCAGUGUGGAUGAAUGUAUCAUUUGACUCUAAUGCUUUCCACCCGUUGUUGUUGUUUUUUUCUCCGUUUUGAAGUCAAGUAGCAGUGAAAGUUGUCAUAAAAUUAUGUAGCUUCACUUGCAGUGAAGAAACAGAAACUGAAUUUAUGCUGAAGCGAAUCUGCAAAUGUGAAAUCAAUUGCUAUUUUCACAGCAAUGCUGCGUUUGGACUGCGAUUUGUCCCAAAAAUGUCCUUACGACAGAGUAGCGAGUAGACAUUUCAAAAACCCUGAGCUAUUAGCUAGUUUGUUCUUUGAGAUUUUCUUUAUGUCAAACACUGAAACCCAAUCAUUGAGGCAUAGGGGGGAGACUUUUUGUCCCGUGGCAGCACUGAGGCGCUCUUACAGCGCUCUGGGCCAGUCUGAGAAAAUACUGGCAAUCAUCAAAAAGAGUCUCCAGUCUCCUUUUUCUACUUCAAUAAUGUAAUCAGUGGCAUCUGAAGUACAGCAGACUGCACUGAAAUCACUUUUGCUAUUAUGAUUUACUUUUAAGCAACGUGUUUGAUCAUUUGACAGAACUGAUUUAUGCCACAUGCUGAAUGGAAAAGGCAGGUGUUUGUAUUUCAGUCGAGGUGGAGCGCGAGCGUGUGCUUCUUCAUUUGUGAACUGAACCUGUCCCGUUCCUGUCAUGUAAAUCUACUCCCACAUUCCAAUGUUUUUGCACUCACUCGGUGGUGAAGAUGCCCGUAGGUCGAUGUUUGUUCCGUUCUUCCCUCUGUAUUUGGAUGUACGUUCAUUUCAAUUUCAUUUGAUAAUAUAUCUAUUUGUUUCAUGUUGUGUGUAUGUAUAUAUAUGGAGAAAGACCUGCCAUCGUACUAUACCUGACUAAACUCCUCAGGUGGAGCUGUGUGAAGGGAGCUGUUCACAGUGCCUGUGUAGUACCUGUCCGUUUUAAUUGCCCCCACUUCCCACACGGAGAGCAGUGUGUUUUUCCGACGAGUCUUACAUUUCACUGGAGUAAAUUGAAUGAGAUUGUCUGCGUUUUGUGAGAGUGGCUUCUGUCUGAUUAGAUGCUGGAUGGGGGAUCUUUUCCACCUGCGUCCCUGAUUCCCGAGUGCCCUUUACCGUACCAGCAGCAUGCCAGCGCUUCUCUCUCUCUCUCUCUCUCUCUCUCUCUCUCUCGCCUCUCUUCCCGUAGAGACACGGCCUGGUUGACAUGGAGGCCAGGUGUAACACGCCCAGGCUGCAAAAGCACACAUGUUGCACUACUCUGCCUUACCUGUACACUUGUCUUUAUUGUCUCGCUUCGCCUGAUACCUUUUCUCUCUUCCACGCUCUGAAUGAAAAACGCUGACGAAUGUUUGCAGAGCCACAGCCCAAAUCUCAACUGGGACGAUGUGGGUCUGAAAUGGGCUUUGGGUUAAAGAUACUGCAACUGGCCUGACUUCUGUUUGACGAUAUGUUUAUUCAGUGUAGACUUGUUUAUUGUGUCUCUCUCUUUUUUCUUUGAAUGUUCUUAAUUCUGAAGGAUAUAAAUAUAUUAAUGCCUGUAAUAUAAUCUUUGUAUAAGAUGCUGAAGAUAAGGAAGCUUGAAAAUUUCGUCAUGACUUGUUAACAUAUCAGACUGUUUUUAAUAGAAAAAGUAAUCGCUUUAUCUUUACUAGAAAUGUGAAGGAAUCGAAACAUUUCAUUAAAUCGAUUUGAAGUUCAUGUUUA